Molecule: messenger RNA, 1726 nt
Organism: Ananas comosus (pineapple)
Lineage: Eukaryota; Viridiplantae; Streptophyta; Magnoliopsida; Poales; Bromeliaceae
Product: heparan-alpha-glucosaminide N-acetyltransferase
Exons: 13
Coding region: 64-1503 (479 amino acids)
Source: RefSeq, a predicted model, not a curated record
AAACUCUUCUCCCCACACUCCACCGCUCCAGCCUCCACCCCCCUCUCCCCUCCUCCCCAUUCCAUGGCGAGCGAAGGCCUCAUCCACCGACCCGGCGCCGACGCCGACGAAGUCGACCCCGGCCGCCUCCGCCUUCCCGUCACCACCGCCGCCGCCAACGACGACGCGAAGAAACCGCGGCGGGCGAAGCGCGUUGCGGCGCUCGACAUCUUCCGCGGCCUCACUGUCGCGCUGAUGAUCUUGGUGGACGGAGCGGGCGGGGAGUGGCCGGUGAUCGGGCACGCGCCGUGGGACGGGUGCAACCUCGCCGACUUCGUCAUGCCCUUCUUUCUCUUCAUCGUCGGCGUGGCUAUCCCCCUCUCCCUCAAGAGGAUACCGGAUAAGGCUCGGGCGGUGAGGAGAGUGGUGAUUAGGACUCUCAAGUUGCUCUUUUGGGGGAUCAUCUUGCAAGGAGGGUACUCUCAUGCUCCUGAUGACCUUACAUAUGGAGUUGACAUGAAGCACAUUAGAUGGUGUGGCAUACUUCAGAGAAUUGCUGUUGCCUACUUGGUAGUAGCAAUGUUGGAAAUCAUUACAAAGGAUCGGAAGACCGAGGAUCAAUCAGCUGCAGGAUGGUCUAUAUUUAGGAUGUACUACUGGCAAUGGAUCCUUGCUGCUUGCGUUCUUGCGAUCUACCUGGGACUACUUUAUGGAAUAUAUGUUCCUGACUGGGAGUUUAGGGUGCACUAUGUCGAUAGCCCGGAUUACGGGAAGGUUCUAAAAGUGGCAUGCAGUACAAGGGGAAAGUUGAAUCCACCUUGUAAUGCGGCCGGUUUCAUUGAUCGACAUGUUCUUGGGAUCAACCACAUGUACCAGCAUCCAGCCUGGAAAAGAUCGAAGGCUUGCACUGCUAACGGACCGUUCGAGGGGCCUUUUCCGAAGGAUGCUCCAGCAUGGUGUCUUGCUCCAUUUGACCCCGAAGGAAUCCUAAGCUCAAUUUCCUCGAUUCUAAGCACAAUCAUCGGCGUGCACUGUGGACAUGUUCUUGUUCAUAUGAAGAGCCAUGUUGACAGACUAAAGCAGUGGGUUUCCAUGGGCUUUGCGCUUCUCAUUUUUGGAAUUAUACUGCAUUUCUCUCACGCGAUUCCGCUCAAUAAACAAUUGUACACUCUGAGCUAUGUUUGCGUCACGGCCGGAGCCGGUGCUUUAGUGUUCUCCAUCUUCUAUUUCCUGGUUGAUAUUGUGGGCCUGCAGAACUUCUUUCUGCCGCUGGAAUGGAUCGGGAUGAACGCGAUGCUCGUCUUUGUAAUGGCCGCGGAGGGCAUAUUCGAGGGAUUCCUCAAUGGGUGGUAUUACGAGAGCACUAACAAUACACUGGUUUACUGGGUUCGGAAACACGUAUUCGUCGAAUUGUGGCAUUCUACGAGAGUGGGGAUUCUCCUUUAUGUAAUCUUUGCUCAGAUCUUGUUCUGGGCGAUCGUCGCAGGGGUUCUUCAUCGGCAGGGUCUCUACUGGAAGCUGUAAUGCAGAAACAGUUGUAUGUGUGAAAGGAAAUUGUUGUGAAAUUUGUUGCAAGUUCCUCAUUUAUCCACUGGACAUGUAUUUGACACACCACAUAGAGUCUCAUUGUGUAGUUAAAUACAUUUAUUGUGAUUGAUUUUUGUUUGUCUCAAAAUUAUUUUACACCACAUUAUGCUACAGAUGCAAAAUACACACUAUUAUAUGGAAAUUAUUCUGUUGUAUUUUA